Messenger RNA from Orbilia oligospora ATCC 24927, 420 nucleotides. RefSeq lists its product as uncharacterized. The transcript is spliced from 2 exons. The record is from RefSeq and is a predicted model, not a curated record. The coding region runs from base 1 to 420 and encodes 139 amino acids. Lineage: Eukaryota; Fungi; Ascomycota; Orbiliomycetes; Orbiliales; Orbiliaceae.
AUGAAGUUCUUGGUUGUUGCACUUGGGACUCUCGCAUGCGUUGGAACCGUUUUUGCAAAUGUUGCCUGUGAUGCAGCUUGCGCAAAAAUGCAGUGUUUCUCUUCUAUGUGUUUGCAGAAAGGCUAUGCAACGACUGUAACUGUAACUGGUGGUAGUGGAAAUCCAGGCGGAAAGGCUCAGCCAACAGUGACCAAAACUUGUACACGUACGGUGACAUCGGCGGCUACGACCGGAAAUGACGCUGGUGGAAAGGGGGGCGAAGUCAAGACCGUUACAGUAACCGACUCCGCCGACGAGGAAGACGACCUCCAAACUGUCACCAAGGUCGUAACGAAAACAUGCACAAAGACCGUCAAGGAGACCAUAAAGGAGACUGUCACAGUCAAGGCUGAUGAGGUCGCGGAGGCUGGUGGAUACUAG